Messenger RNA from Lingula anatina, 2099 nucleotides. RefSeq lists its product as uncharacterized. The record is from RefSeq and is a predicted model, not a curated record. Gene Ontology annotation, molecular function: protein binding. Lineage: Eukaryota; Metazoa; Brachiopoda; Lingulata; Lingulida; Lingulidae.
AUGGUGGAAAGUCUCGUAUUUUCUCGACACGAAAACUGAUGACGUCAGCAAGCUUUGCGUAUUGACACAAAUCCAAGGAAGAAGAAUGUUGUUGUAUGUGGAAAGUCGGGCCUUUCCACAUAAGACAUUUGUGGUCUUAGCCCAGCCGAAUGACACAAUAGCACGAGUGCGUGCCCACCUGUUGCAUGUUUUGUACGAGCUGGGCCGUGAGGACCACCAGUUUCGUCUGCGUUACAAGGGAGAAUAUUUGCGAGAUGCCUACACUGUGGAGGACUACAAGAUCAUUGAUAAUGCCAUCAUUAAGAUGGUCCCUCUUUCAAAAAGAUUGGAUCAGUCAUUCCCAGACAUACGGUCAGUGGUGGGAAAUUCCCAGGAUUUGGGUCAAGGUCAGGUAGAGGACGUGAAGAGAGCAUUGCUGAGAGAAAUACGUGUGUUUGACAGGAGAGAAAAACUGCUUUUUGAUUUCAAGGGUCUGUUGUAUCUGCACUUCAUGGGGUUUUGCCUUGGGUUUCUGACCACCUACUGGUAUUCUGGGUUCUGGACAGGGUUGGUGUUCCUGUAUGCUGCCUUCUUAUGUCCUACCUACACCAGGACCAGUGGCUUUGUGGGUGGAGUGUACGCAUACGCACACAAACAUGUCUUCUGUUUUGUGUAUGGUGUCCUGUCUUUGCUGAACAUGGGUGCUGCCAUCUAUCUAGCUUAUCUGGAAAUAGUCAAAAUAAGUAAUCAUGGCUGCCCCAACUUUGAGUUUGUAGGAGACUGCAGUCACUCUGUGAUAUUCUCCAUCAUCUACUACUGCUGCCAGGCGGUGGCUCUUCUUGCCUCCAGCGCCAUCAUGUGGGUGUUGGGGAUCUGGAACUUCAGGAUUCAGGUGGGAGACUACAUAGAGGCAGAGCUGGUGAAAACAAGAGACAUUGAGAAACUUCUGCUGACUGCUAAACAGGGAAAACUGAAGGAGAAAAGGAUAGCAGCCUUUGAGCUGGCCACCCUGGCUGCUGCGGGCGAUGAUAACAAGUUCAGAAUCGUAGCAGAAGGAGGAUUGGAGAUCCUGAAUACCCUGUCCCUGUCCAGAGAUGAGGCCACACAGGAACACGCUGUGGAGGCUUUGGCUGAACUGCUUACUGUGCCAGCUAUACAGGAUCGGUAUGUAGAGAUAGGGGGUGUCCAGAACAUGUCCACUCUGCUGCUGUCCCCAGACCCCAGGCUGGUGGAGGAAGCAGCACAGGUCCUCUACCAGAUUGUGUCUGACUCUGAAGAGAACAAAACUGCUGUGGUGUCAGAACACGGCCUAGAAGACCUGGCCCGUGCAGCCAGAGAUGGCACCAUAAGUUGUCAGAGAACUGUAGCAGGAAUACUACUGGAGCUGGCUUUUACCACAGAAAUCAGGGGACAGAUGGCAGCCAUGAAUACACCAGGAAAAGCCCUGAUAGAGCUGUGCAGGAGUACUGACCCAGAGACACAAAGAUAUGCUCUGCAGACACUGGAACUCUUGGCAAUAGAGAGUUCAGACAUGAUCUGCGCACAGCAUGAGUUGAUAGAAAUCCUGCUUGGCUUACCCAGAACUACAGUGGAUGAGAAGCUGUACCUCCUGGCAGGGAAGAUACUGCUCUACUUUGCUGAAAAUGCUGAGACAUGUGAGUUGCUUCUAGACCAGGCCUCCCUGAAAGACUCUCUUACAUUGUAUGGCAAAACUAAAGACCCAAUCUUACAGAAGGUGGUGGCCAAGAUUAUAUUCUGUAUGUUGGAGGAUAAAGUCCUCAAGUCCAAGGCCAAGUUUGUCAACCUAGGGGAGGUCCUGCAGGAGAUCAGAGACAAUGCGGCAGACAGAGAGGUGUGGGAGAUGGCAGAUGAAGAACUACAAAUUCUGAAUGCAGAUGACGAUCUCCCAGUCCUCCCAAAUCUGUCCACCAUUGAGAAGCUCCAGAGGAUGGACAGUAAGAAGGCGCAGCAGUAUGGCUCCGGCUCACUCAGAGGCUCCAAGUCCUCGCUGAGGUCACUGGAGGACAAACCAUCGGCCAGUGUUGCUGGUGGGUCCUCCGUGUCUUCUAACGACUUGAAGAAGGGAAUAGAUUGAGGAGGGAAGGAGGAAUUGAGGGGGG